Capsaspora owczarzaki ATCC 30864 is the source of this 585-nucleotide messenger RNA. RefSeq lists its product as hypothetical. The record is from RefSeq and is a predicted model, not a curated record. The coding region runs from base 145 to 453 and encodes 102 amino acids. NCBI's taxonomy places the organism in Eukaryota, Filasterea, Ministeriida, Capsasporidae. The transcript has 3 exons.
CUUGUUUUCUCGGUUUUGUUUGUUUCUUUUCGCAUUUUUUUUGUGUGUGUGUACGUUGUGCGUCGAGGAAGCGUCCUUGUCUCCAAAUAUAUUCUCAGUUUACUCUUUUCUUUGACUUGCUAACUCUGAGUUUUCACUGCGAAAAUGAGCGACAACAAUUCCGCAGCCGCAGCCGCUGUUCCUGCCACCUCUGGUGAGGUUGUGCGCGAAAUCUCACAAACAGACCACCUCAACAAGAAGCUCUUGCAGUCAUUCAUGAGUGCACUGCCCACAAUGAACAUUCCAGUCCCGCCAGCAGAGGAGGACGACGACGCGUUCGACGAGGCCAAGUUCGAGGCCGAGCAAGCACUAGCAGACGCCUACAUGGAGCAGCUGGCCAAGCAAUUCGCUAAGGCUCGCGCAGCUGAGGCCAGCGCAACACAAGGGUCACAAGCCGAUGUCAAGUCUGAGUAAUUCAAUAUCUCGCAACAAAGUGAACACGAGCACCAGGGUGGUGCAUGGUUUUGGUUUGUCUAAAAAUGCACUUUUUCAUUCUGAAACGAAAACAUCAACAACAACACCAACAAUAACAACAACAUAGCAAUG